This is a messenger RNA of Paramecium sonneborni, 1292 nucleotides long. Lineage: Eukaryota; Ciliophora; Oligohymenophorea; Peniculida; Parameciidae. The record is from the annotation of a GenBank genome assembly.
GUCCUAUUACUAUUCCAGUUGGACCAGAAACAUUAGGACGUAUUAUGAAUGUAAUUGGUGAUCCAAUUGAUGAAAGAGGUCCUAUUGAAACAAAAAUUAGAUAUCCUAUUCAUAGAGAAGCUCCAAGUUUUGUAGAUUAAGGUAGUGGUGCUGAAAUUUUAAUUACUGGUAUUAAAGUAGUAGAUUUAUUGGCACCAUAUGCAAGAGGUGGUAAAAUUGGAUUAUUUGGUGGUGCAGGAGUAGGAAAAACAGUGCUUAUUUAAGAAUUAAUUAAUAAUGUUGCUAAAGCUCAUGGUGGUUAUUCAGUAUUUGCAGGAGUUGGUGAAAGAACUAGAGAAGGAAAUGAUCUUUAUCAUGAAAUGGUUGCAUCAGGUGUUAUUAAUUUAAGUGGUGGAUCCAGAUGUGCACUUAUUUAUGGAUAAAUGAAUGAACCACCUGGUGCUAGAGCUAGAGUUGGUUUAACUGGUUUAACUGUUGCUGAAUAUUUCAGAGAUGAAGAAGGAAAAGAUGUCUUACUCUUUAUUGAUAAUAUUUUCAGAUUCACAUAAGCAUGUUCAGAAGUCUCAGCCUUAUUAGGACGUAUCCCAUCAGCUGUCGGUUAUUAACCAACAUUGGCAACAGAUUUAGGUUAAUUAUAAGAACGUAUUACAACUACCAAAAAGGGAUCUAUUACAUCAGUCUAAGCUAUUUAUGUACCUGCAGAUGAUCUUACAGAUCCAGCACCUGCUACAACAUUUGCUCACUUGGAUGCUACAACUGUGUUAUCAAGAGCAUUAACAGAAUUAGGUAUUUAUCCAGCUGUCGAUCCAUUGGAUUCUUCAUCACGUAUGAUGGACCCAAAUAUUGUUGGUGAAAAGUAAUAUAUAAUUUUUAUAAUUCUAGACAUUAUACUGUUACAAGAGGAGUUUAAAAAUUGUUAUAAGAUUAUAAAUCACUCUAAGAUAUUAUUGCUAUUUUGGGUAUGGAUGAAUUGUCUGAAGAUGAUAAACUCACUGUCGCUAGAGCAAGAAAAGUACAAAGAUUCCUUUCUUAACCAUUCUUCAUGUCUGAAGUUUUCUCAGGAAGAAAAGGUAAAUUCGUUUCACUUAAUGACACUAUCGCUGGAUUCAGAGGUAUCAUAUAGUAUGUAUUGUAGCCUUACUUGAUGGUGAAGGUGAUGAAUAUCCUGAAAAUGCAUUCUAUAUGUAAGGAACAUUUGAAGAUGUCAUUGAAGAAGCUAAAAGAGUUGCUGCAGAAACCACCAAAUGAAAAAAUAAUAUAUACAUUAUAACAAUUACAAUAUCUUGCUCCUC